AUGGAAUACCUCAGUAGGUGCCUUGAGAGUAUGAAUUGUCAACCUGGUUUCAACUAUCACCCUAAAUGCAAGAGAAUCAAGCUGACUGAACUUAUGUUUGUAGAUGACUUGCUUAUAUUUGUGAGAGCUGAUCACACUUUAGUGGGGAAAAUGAUGGAAGCCUUUAGGAAAUUUUCUAAGGCUUCAUGGUUGAAGCCAAAUAAUGACAAGAGUUGCAUAUACUUUUCUGGCAUUAAUUAUGAGGAACUACUCAAAUAUCUAACAAUAUCCAAAUGUCUAUUGGUUCCUUACCUUUUAAGUAUCUUGGGGUACCUCUUGCUACAAAAAAACUUAGCUUCUCUCAAUGCUCAAAUCUUCCCACUUCCUAAAAAGCUAAUUAAGGUUGUGGAGACUAUAUGUAGAAGAUUCUUAUGGAUUGGAGCUGCAGAGUCUUUAAGGAAGGCUCCAGUGGCUUUAUCUUUCAUUCAACUGCCUAAAACAAUUGGGGGAUUGAAUGUGGUAAAUAUGGUUAAUUGGAACAAAGCAGCUAUGUUAAAGUUAUUAUGGGUCAUUGCUUUCAAACAGGAUAAGCUUUGGGUGAGGUGGAUCAAUGCUUACUAUAUCAAGAGAAGUAAUAUUCUAGAUGUUGCUAUUAUAAGCAACAUUGCUUGGGUGUUGAGGAAGAUUGUUGCUUCUAGAGAUCUAUUGAUAAGAGUGGGAGGAUGGAGUGUAAUUAGCUCCCCUCUUACCUUCACCAUUAAGAAGACUUCAAAGCUUCAAGGUGAUAAUGAGAGGGUUGAAUGA
This is a messenger RNA of Beta vulgaris subsp. vulgaris (sugar beet), 783 nucleotides long. RefSeq lists its product as uncharacterized. Bases 1 to 783 code for a protein of 260 amino acids. The record is from RefSeq and is a predicted model, not a curated record. The transcript has 2 exons. Lineage: Eukaryota; Viridiplantae; Streptophyta; Magnoliopsida; Caryophyllales; Amaranthaceae.